AUGCAGGAUAUCUACGUGCAAAAGGAGGCCGAUGCCCGCUUGGAGGAACCUCCACGAUCUUUGAUGUACAUUAAUGAGCCAUACAUCCACCAUCACUACGCAAGACAUGGUGACAGCCUUUACGAUCCCGAUGACAAGUUGUCUCAACCGCCAAUGGCCAAACACAAGGGUCGCCGCCUUUGCUUUGUCGCCGGCGUAAAGAGUUCGGGGCCGGACAAUUCGCACCUGGUUGAACUCGAAAUCUCUCAAGGGGACCAGCGCCAACCGAAGAGCUGUCAGGCCAUGUUUACGCACGAUUUCUUCGUUGACUCGUUCGCAGACGUCUUGGACGAGUUGGAGAGGCUAGAACAGUACAGUGUUAUCAUUGUCAUGGAUAAUGUCAAGUACCAUCGUGGACGAGCAAAUGGAACACCUAACGGAUCGAUAAAGAAAACGGUUAUGCUGAACGAAUGCAGGACGUUGGGCCUGGACGUGCCGAACGCGUCAAAGCCUGUGAUUUGGAACGCGCUGAUGACUUACAUUGACAAAUAA
This is a messenger RNA of Aphanomyces invadans, 531 nucleotides long. RefSeq lists its product as hypothetical. The coding region runs from base 1 to 531 and encodes 176 amino acids. Lineage: Eukaryota; Oomycota; Saprolegniomycetes; Saprolegniales; Verrucalvaceae. The transcript has a single exon. The record is from RefSeq and is a predicted model, not a curated record.